AUGAAAAAAUUAGUCGAUUACAGUGAUUCUGAUUCAGAAACUGAGGAACCAUUAGUGAAAAGAAAGAAACGUUGUCAAGUAAAGAAAGAUGAAUGGGUUUGUGAGAUUAACAAAAAGAAUAGAGAGAAGGGUAAAGAAUAUUGCAGUAAAAAGAAAGUUGAUGGAGAAUGGAAAAGGAAUAUAAGGAAACCGAAAAGAGUAAUGAAGCCCCGGUGUACUUGUAAAGAAAAGGGGAAGAGUGUCAUUAGGUGCCAUAGUAUCUCUGAAGAUGACAGAAAAUUAUUGUUUGCAGAGUACAUUACCAUCUGCAAAAAUGCGAAGAAAACUAAAUCUUACACAGUAGAAUAUUUAACCUACUCUUACUUCAAGAAUUUCAAAAAUAUCAAUUUCUACAAUUCUAUUAGACCAAGAAAGUUGAAGGGAGAUCCCAAGGUUACCGAUAUACGAGCCCUCAAGUAUGCACCCUCGGGGGAGAUUUUUUAUAAACUGAGAUUUACCACAGAAUAUACAUUGCUUAACCAGCGUAAGAAUGUUAGAAUAAGUAAAACUCCCUUUGAAAAUAUACCUGAACUUUACACCGAAUGCAGGAACAUAACUAAUAAAAAGAAAUACUCCGAUUUACAGCAACUUAAGAACUCAAUGCCCAGAGACUACCAAAAUUACUAUGACAACCUUCCUCAUGAAGACUGAAUAAAGUUAUGAUGUUUUUUAUCUGUAUUUUGAAUUUUUUGUGUUUCUCUUUUUUAAAUAAAACAUUUAAAAAAUAAACCAAUCAUUUAAUUUAAAAUUAUUCCUUUGAGAAAACCCGCUAACUCCCAGAUCAUAUAUUUUAACAGGAAAUAUGAAUCAGAUAACUCCAAAUAUCGCUGUAUUAUUGUAAUGAAAAUCAAUAAGGCCUCGAACAUUAUCAAAUAUAAUAGCUUACGAUAUUAUACACCAACGGGAUUUUAGAUUUUUUCAUAAGUAGUCUACAAAAAAUAAUAUGAAGUUUUAAUUCUCUCCUGAAAAAUUUACUCAAAUGGAGUUAGCUGGUUUGCCAAUUAUGGUAUCGAUAU
This is a messenger RNA of Chilo suppressalis (striped riceborer), 1055 nucleotides long. NCBI's taxonomy places the organism in Eukaryota, Metazoa, Arthropoda, Insecta, Lepidoptera, Crambidae. The record is from the annotation of a GenBank genome assembly.